AUGAGCGAAUCAACACAGCCCGGUCGUUCAUCGUCCAUACACUCGAUGCUGUCUGUCUCGACUCAUCCAUUAUCCCGAUUCAACUCGUCGGCAGUGCAACCCAUACUUGAUGAUUUAAAGCUAAGUAACAUACUCAACGGCGAGACAUGUCCGCCUAUAUCGUUCAUCGACUUUGCAUCAUUCGUGGCCAACAAGGAAUUCACGACUGAAAACCUAUUGUUCAUUCUUUGGUUCAGGAGCUAUAGGGAAAGAUUCGACAAAUUAGAGCAGAAAGUGAAAGAGACAAUACCUAUCCCAAGUACUAGAUUAGGAGAUAGGUAUGAUCCUUAUGGUUAUAUUGAUCGUCCCAUGCCACAGCAUGAUCCGUCAGAGCCCGAACAAGAUACCCCAGUCGUGUUCAGCGAACCUUUUAGGAGUAGGGAUGGUGGAUCUAAACCUUGUUUCUGCCAUACAGAAAAUAUAAAUCAUAAAACAUGUCGCCAAUUUUCAUCCUGCCAUUGUGCUGAAACUAAAGUAGUGACCGCUCGACGUGCGAGUAGACUACUUUCCAUCACACAUUCCCUGAUAGGCUCAAGACGGCCAUCGACAAUAUCACAUCCAAACGAGUCAAAUGCGUUAACCUCGAUACUACACCAAGCUACCCAUCCUCCAUUACCUCCGCCAGGUACAGUACUUGCUGAACCUGCACAACAGCCAAUGAGAGACGAAGCGCAUAGAGGAUUCGCAACAUUUCUGAGGAAAGGGGGAAGUAAAGAGCUGGGUAUCAGUGAUGAAUUGAGAGAGUAUACUAGGGUUUGCUUGGCCAGGAGUACAGCCCCUGAAGUGUUCUUGCCGUUGUACGAGGAAAUAUACCAUGUUGUUGAAACGCAAAGUCUUCCCCAUUUUCUCGCCAACGCAAAGAGCAAUAUCAACCGGCCAAAGCAGGUGUUUUGGUAUGCGGUCGGUGCAGCCGAUUUUGGACUUGGCGCCGUCAUUUACAUUCUUCUCACGUUGCUUCUCCCCGACCACCCAUUCAAACACCGAGCAUGGCGGCUCUUCUCUAUUGUUUUCGCAACUUUUGGUGCCAUGCAAUUCUAUUCGGCUUAUCGAGGGUUCUGUACUCAAGUUUGGGGUCGAUCACAUCGACAGGUGAGACCCUGGGAGAUGGAUGAAUUAGAUGACGAGGAGACUUUGGUUGAAAGUAGAGGGGCCUCAGAACUGAAAGAAGAAUCUUUCAUGCCAGAACCUACACAGUCUAUCAGUCGAAGAGAGAUGGACAUUCAUCUGCCUGAUGGAGUGCAGCCUCUGGCUGAUCUAGGAGGCGCUGCAAGUAUACCGUCAGACGCAGGGGAAGAUGAUCUCAUAAAAGAAGGCGGCUCGCCUGCGUCAUCGAAACAGGACUCGGUAACUGUCGCUCUUCCAGUCCUCGACGGAUCAGAGGUGUCGGACGCGGAAAGACGGCGACUGGAAGUUCGUCGUUCAACAAUCAAAGCACCAAGCCCAAAUGAAGCUUUCCCCAUAUCAGAUGACAUGGCACCACCUACGAUAUCGUUCUCAGAUACUGAUAAUCGACAUCGAAGAGAGAUAUCACCGUUUAUCAAUGAUGAAGCUGUUUUCCCUUCGUCAGCGUCAUCAACUCGCGGGUCGAUCAACGUUUCUGGAGCUUCUUCUGGAGUACCAUUAACGAGAUCAAAAUCAAGAUUACAUUCUAUAGCAAGUCAACGAGCAAACAAAGAGAUUUCAGCCUUGUUAUCCAAAUUACUCAAAGCACCUAUAUCGACAGAAGAUGAUGAUCUGGCAGAUCCAUUAUCGACUUCGUUCAAAUCAAAUGGAUUGAGGAAACGUAUAACUAAACACAAAGACAAGCCAAAGAGACCGAAGGUGUUUGGACCUGAGAAAUUAGUUGAAGAUCCAAGAGUGAAAAAGGUUUAUCGUGAUAUCAAAAGAGAUAUUCUCAUUCUCGGUGGGAUUGUGGCGUCUAUUUGGAUAGUAUUAUGUUUAGCUGUUCCGUGUGCUGGCUUAGCAUCAUAA
Molecule: messenger RNA, 2010 nt
Organism: Kwoniella shivajii
Lineage: Eukaryota; Fungi; Basidiomycota; Tremellomycetes; Tremellales; Cryptococcaceae
Exons: 3
Coding region: 1-2010 (669 amino acids)
Source: RefSeq, a predicted model, not a curated record